ACAGCCACCUACCGCGAGCCUCCCCACUCCUAUAUAUACAUCAUCACUCCCACUCUACCAAUUUGUGCCCAGAUCUCCAGAUCUCUCUAUACACUCACAUUCAUAUCUCUAUCAUUUCCGUGUAUCUACAGGAUUAAUGGAGUCCGAAGGUAUCUUAUUGGGCAUGGGAAAUCCCCUUCUCGACAUCUCUGCUGUUGUUGACAACGAUUUCCUCAACAAGUACGGAGUGACAUUGAACAAUGCCAUUCUUGCAGAAGACAAGCACUUGCCAAUGUAUGAUGAAUUGGCUAGUAAGAAAAAUGUGGAGUACAUUGCUGGAGGUGCAACUCAGAAUUCUAUAAGAGUAGCCCAGUGGAUGCUUCAAACUCCUGGUGCAACUAGUUUUAUUGGAUGCAUCGGAAAGGAUAAGUUUGGGGAGGAAAUGAAGAAGAACUCAAAACUUGCUGGACUUAAUGUUCACUACUAUGAGGAUGAAGCUGCACCCACAGGCACUUGCGCCGUUUGUGUUGUUGGUGGUGAGAGGUCAUUGAUUGCCAACUUGUCAGCUGCAAACUGCUACAAGUCAGAUCACCUGAAAAAGCCUGAAAAUUGGAGCCUUGUUGAGAAGGCCAAAUAUUUUUAUAUUGCUGGAUUUUUCCUCACUGUAUCUCCAGAAUCCAUUCAGCUUGUAGGUGAACAUGCUGCCGCAACAAAUAAGGUCUUUGCAAUGAAUCUCUCUGCUCCAUUUAUCUGUGAGUUCUUCAAAGAUGUACAAGAAAAAGCUCUAUCGUAUGUUGACUAUGUAUUCGGGAAUGAAACAGAAGCAAGAACUUUCUCGAAGGUCCAUGGUUGGGAGACUGAAAACGUUGAAGAGAUUGCCAUAAAGAUUUCUCAAUGGCCAAAGGCAUCAGGAGCACAUAAAAGGAUUACCGUCAUAACUCAGGGUGCAGAUCCAGCAGUUGUUGCCGAGGAUGGGAAGGUUACACUGUUCCCUGUAAUCUUGUUACCCAAGGAGAAACUGGUUGAUACCAAUGGUGCAGGUGAUGCAUUUGUUGGAGGAUUUUUGUCUCAGUUGGUCAAACAAAAGCCGAUCGGAGAAUGUGUGCGAGCUGGUUGCUAUGCAGCAAAUGUUAUCAUCCAAAGAUCUGGUUGCACUUACCCGGAGAAGCCAGAUUUCAAAUAGAUUUAUUUAUCAUUCAUCUUUGUAUGAGGGCUUUUGUUUACAGCUUGUGACAAUUUACUGAAUUAUAAGCUCCUGAACCCAUAUAUGUGGUGAAGGACGCCUUUUCUUUGAA
Molecule: messenger RNA, 1274 nt
Organism: Daucus carota subsp. sativus
Lineage: Eukaryota; Viridiplantae; Streptophyta; Magnoliopsida; Apiales; Apiaceae
Product: adenosine kinase 2
Exons: 12
Coding region: 137-1162 (341 amino acids)
Biological process (GO): purine nucleobase metabolic process; purine ribonucleoside salvage
Cellular component (GO): nucleus; cytosol
Molecular function (GO): adenosine kinase activity
Source: RefSeq, a predicted model, not a curated record